CUCGCCAGCGACAGCCGUGGUGCUGUUAGCUCAUCAGCCCCAAGAGCACAGUAUGUAAUCCGGCAAAUGUUGCCCAAAACGUACAGUCUCUCCUUCGAUUUGACGUCUGGAAGCUUUCGAAACGUGGCGUCCACCUGCACAAGGGUCGAUCGGGCAGCUCAUCGAUUGCCUAUUUUGGUAUUCUAUACCACCUCAACCCAUUGUAAUCUUCGUUCCUAUGCUAACAUCAGCACAACGACAUUGCCUCUCGUGCCGGACAUGGCUAACAAGCAUGGCAGCUUGCCAUCGCGAGGGUGCUCCUACCAUUCUGAUUGGCUCCUUUCAUGAUCAGCACACACACUAACCUUCUCUUCCCCUUGGGGUUGAGAACCACAUGGCGUUGUGGCACCCUGCCAUGAGGCAUAAGCGUGGUGCCGUUUGGUCCCUGACAGCCAUAGCGGAGAAGUCGUUCAAGAUAGGUCGGAGGGAUUGGUCAGUCAUCAUCUGCGGCUACAACGCAGGGCGUCAGAGGCUACUGGCUAGACGAACCACUCUCGCCUCAACCAGCAUGAUGUUGCAGGCAUCAGAGCCGUCUCACGACAUCUUUUCCUGCUUGCACGGCACCUUAUCCGCACCGGGGCCGACAGUGUAUGCUGAUGCUCCGUCGUAUUGCACCGUUAGUUGCCGGUUCGUGGGGCUGGUAUCGGACAACUACAAGCUCUUGUCUUAUUGUCUUAUUGUAAAGCAAUUCUAUAUAUACCAAAUCAUCAGCCCUCUUCCCAAGAGCUCGAACCAUCGCCACUCAUCCCAUCCAACCUUAACCUUACUUCUCUAUUCUCUCUCAUACUCCUCCUCCUCCUUCUCUCUCUCUCUCUUCUCUCUUCUCUUCGAAACGACCAUCCUUCCUCGUCCCCUUUUGUCGACAUCCACAGCUACGCCACAGCCAAAAUGUCGCCUACACACAACGAGCCCAUUGCCAUCAUCGGCAACGCCUGCAGAUUCCCUGGAGACGCCACAUCUCCUUCGAAGCUGUGGGAGUUGUUGAAGGAUCCUCGUGAGGUUUCUCGCCAGAUCGACCGCUUCGAAUACGCUGGUUGGUUCAACAAGGACGGCCACUACCACGGUGCCAGCAACGUCCAAGAUUCUUACUUGCUUUCCGAGGACCCUCGCCUCUUCGAUGCUCAGUUCUUCAACAUCCCUCCUGGUGAGGCCGAGUCCAUCGACCCCCAGCAGCGAAUCCUCCUCGAGACUGUCUACGAGGCCAUUGAGUCCUCCGGUCUCGCCCUUGAGAACCUCAAGGGUUCCAACACUGCCGUCUACGUCGGUGUCAUGUGCGAUGAUUACGGAAACAUCUGCUAUGUUGACCCCGAAGCUAUCCCUACCUACGCCGCCACUGGUACUGCUCGCAGUAUCCUCUCCAACAGAGUCUCUUUCGUCUUCGACUGGAGAGGCCCUUCUAUGACCAUCGACACUGCCUGCUCCUCCAGUUUGGUCGCCCUUCACCAAGGUGUCCAGGUUUUGCGCUCUGGAAGCUCAAACGUCGCCGUUGCCGCCGGCGCCAACUUGAUCUUUAGCCCUAACAUGUUCAUCGCUGAGUCCAACCUCAACAUGUUGUCCCCCUCUGGCAAGUCCCAGAUGUGGGAUGCCAACGCUGAUGGCUAUGCCCGUGGUGAGGGUAUGGCUGCUGUCAUCAUGAAGCGUCUCUCCGACGCCAUUGCUGACGGCGAUCACAUCGAGUGCAUUAUCCGCGAGACCGGUGUUAACCAGGAUGGCCACACUCCUGGUAUCACUAUGCCUAGCCAGGAAGCGCAGACUCGUCUCAUUCACGACACCUACCGCCGCGCUGGCCUUGACCUCUCCGUUGCCAAGGACCGUCCUCAGUACUUCGAGGCCCACGGUACUGGUACUAAGGCUGGUGAUGGCGUCGAGUCCAAGGCCAUCUACAAGGCCUUCUUCGGCGACAAGGACGCUGAGACUCACUCCAACCUCUGGGUCGGUUCCAUCAAGACCGUCAUUGGUCACACUGAGGGUACCGCCGGUAUUGCUGGUGUCAUGAAGGCUUCUCUUGCCAUUCAGAACAAGACCAUUCCUCCCAACUUGCAUCUCCACAACCUCAACCCUGAGAUUGCUCCCUUCUACGGCAAGGUCCAGAUUGCCCAAAGCGCUCAGGACUGGCCUGCUCUCCCCGAGGGUGGUGUUCGUCGUGCUUCCAUCAACUCUUUCGGUUUUGGUGGAACCAACGCCCACGCCAUUAUUGAGGCUUACGAGCCCAAUGAUGCUCCUGCUCAGGCUGUUGAGCAGGCUAACUCCCUUCCUCUUCCCCUGACCUUCUCUGCCACCUCUGAGAAGACUCUUACCAACCUCAUGUCCAACUUCCUUGACUUCAUCACUGAGAACAGCGAGGUUGAUUUGAACCGUCUCGCCUGGACUCUCCACGACCGUCGCUCUACUUUCACGUACCGCAACUCCGUGGUUGGCCAGACCCGAGAGGAUCUCAUCGCCAAGCUUCAGAAGGCCGUUGAGGAUCCCCAGCACGUUCGUGGCCUGACUGCCAAGAAGAACCUCCUUGGUGUCUUCUCUGGUCAGGGUGCCCAGUGGGCUACCAUGGGUCGCGACAUUAUUGCUGCUUCCAAGUUCGCCGAGGACAUUAUUGACAAGCUUGAGCAGUCGCUCAACGAGCUUCCUGCUGAAGAUCGCCCAUCUUGGUCUCUCAAGGCCCAGAUGAUGAUCGACGCUGCUGAAUCUCGCAUUGGCGAGGGUGAGCUGUCCCAGCCCCUCUGCACUGCCGUUCAGGUUAUGCUAGUUGACAUGCUCAAGGCUGCCGGUAUUGUCUUCGACACUGUUGUUGGACACUCUUCCGGUGAAAUUGGUGCUGCUUACGCUGCGGGAUUCAUCAGCGCUCACGAUGCUAUUCGCAUUGCCUUCUACCGUGGUCGCUACGCCUACUUGGCCCGCGGCCCCGCUGGUCAGCGAGGUGGUAUGUUGGCUGCCGGUACCACUCUCGAGGAUGCUCGCGAGCUUUGCGCUCUGCCUGCAUUCGAGGGACGUGUUAGCGUCGCUGCCUACAACUCCUCCUCGUCUGUUACCCUCUCUGGUGACCUCGAUGCUAUCGAGCACGUUAAGGAUGUUCUUGAGGAUGAGAAGAAGUUCAACCGUCAGCUCAAGGUUGACACUGCUUACCACUCUCACCACAUGAUCCCUUGCUCCAAGAAGUACUACGAGGCUCUUGAUGCUUGUAAGAUCGAGAUCUUGAAGCCUUCUGGUGAGACCAAGUGGUUCUCCUCUGUCUACGAUGGCAAGGUUAUGGAGCAGUGCGACGCCCUCAAACACCAGUACUGGGUCGACAACAUGGUCAACAUUGUCCUCUUUGCUACUGCUCUUGAGUCCGACUUGAACUCUAGCGAGCCCAACCCUACCCAGGCCAUUGAAGUCGGUCCCCACGCCGCCCUCAAGGGUCCCGCUUCCAGUGUUAUCGAGGAGACCCUCAAGUCUGCUCUUCCCUACACUGGAACCCUCGCUCGUGGCCAGAACGAUGUCGACGCUGUUGCUUCCACCUUCGGUUACCUCUGGUCUCGCUUUGGUCGCAGCGCCGCUGAUCUCAAGGCUUACGCUCAGCUCUUCAACAAGGCUACUCCUACUCCUCUCCGCGAGCUUCCUAGCUACCCCUUCAACCACGACCGUGUGUUCUGGUACGAAUCUCGCAAGUCUCGUGUUAACCGUCUUCGUGAGGACCCUGCCCAUAUCCUUUUGGGUACCCGCACCGACACUGCCAACGAGCGUGAGUACCGCUGGCGCAACUACAUCCAUGCAGGUGAAAUUCCUUGGCUCCAGGGUCACAAGAUCCAGGGUCAGACUCUUUUCCCUGCUGCCGGUUUCUUGGCUAUGGCCAUUGAAGCUGCUCGCUUUGUCGGCCGCGCCGAGGCUAUCCAGGCCAUUGAGCUCCACGACUCUGCUAUCCACCGUGCUCUGGCUAUCGCUGAUGAUAAGGGCAUUGAGACUCUGUUCGCUCUGUCCAACGUCUCCAUUACCGAGACUGGCGAAGAGACCUCUGUCCUUUCCGCUACCUUCUCUUGCGAUGCCUGCCUUGGAAAGUCUGAGACUUUCGUUUCCAUCGCAAGUGGUAAGCUGGUUAUGACUUACGGCACUCCUUCUUCCACUGCCCUCGUCAAGUUCCCCGUUGACGCUGGCCACGGAAUGUUGGAUGUCGACACUGAGCUCUUCUACGCUUACCUCGCCAGCAUUGGUUACAACUACGAUGGCCUCUUCAAGGGUAUUACCUCCAUGCAGCGUACUACCAGCUUGGCCCAGGGUGAGAUCUGCACCAGCCUGCCCGAGGAAGAGAACCUUUCCAAGGACGCUUUCCUCCUCCACCCUUCUACUCUCGACGUUGCUUUCCAGGCUAUCUUCGCUGCUAUCUCCUACCCCGGUGAUAACGCUCUUUGGGCUCUUCACAUUCCCACCACCAUCCGCCGCAUCGUCCUCAAUCCCGCCAUUUGCCCCUUCAACGGUGGUAUUGACCAGAAGGUUCGCUUCUCUGCGACUUCCAACCGAUCUGAUGAUGGUUCUUUCUCUGGCUGUGUUGACAUCUUCCCUGCUGAUAGCGAGCACUCUCUGUGCCAGGUUGAAGGCCUUGAGGUCAGCCCCGUCUCUCCUCCCACUGAGAAGGAUGACCGCGGUAUGUUCGGUAAGACCACUCGCUGGUUGAGCUCUCCCGACGCUGAUGCGUUCGCUACUCCCCUGGAGCUUUCCGCCAAGCAGGAGCAGGAGAAGCAGCAGCUUGAUCGUCUCGCCGUCAACUACCUCCGCAAGAUCUUCAACUCCAGCAGUGCUGAACAGGCCCACCUUCGCCUGUGGGCUCAGAAUGUCCUCACUAGCAUUGGCUCCAAGAGCUGGGCUAAGGAGGCCAUUGAAGAUGCUGAGGACGUCUCCCUGGAGGCCAACUCUAUCUGCCAGCCUACUUUGGAUAUCCUCAAGUCUGUUGGUGACAGCAUUGACUACUCCAUUGUCUCCGAGGAUGGUACCGACAACGCCUCGCUCCUUAGCAAGUUCUACGAAUCUGCUAUUGGUGCUGCUGAGGCUCGCCAGACUCUUGCUGCUCUGACUCGCCAGAUGUCCCAGCGCUACCCUCACAUGCGCAUCAUGGAGCUUGGCACUGGCUCUGGUAGCACUACCAAGGCUGUUCUGCCUGGUCUUGGUGCUCUGUUCAACUCCUACACUUGCACAGAUGCUACUAGCGACAACUUUGAGGCCCUUACCCACGAGCAUGGUGACAACAUCUUCACCGAGACCAUUGACUUUGAGCAAGACCUUGAAGAGCAGGGCUUUACUGCCGCUAGCGUCGACCUCAUUGUUGCUGGUGCCGGUCUUCACAUGCUGAAGGAUCGCGAAGCUGGCUUGAACAAGCUCCGCUGGCUCCUCCGCCCUGGUGGUUUCCUCCUUGUCCAGCAGCUUACCAACGCUGAAUCUGUUCACGUUGGCCUCGUUGCUGGCACUCUCAUCGAAGCCGACGAUGUUAGCCAGGCCGUUCCCGCUCUUGGCGAGUACGACCAGCUUCUUCAGUCGACUGGCUUCUCUGGUAUUGACACUGUUACUCCUGAUUCUGCUAACCCUUUCAGCGUUUUCGUUUCCCAGGCUGUUGACCAGCAGAUGAACGCUAUCCGCGCUCCUCUGACUAGCAACACCAGUAUUGACCAGAUCCUCCUGAUCGGUGGUCAGCGAUUCCAGAUCUCUCGCAUGAUCGAAACUAUCAAGUCCACUCUUGCUCCUUUCUGCGACAAGAUCACUGCUAUCAAGUCUAUCGAUGACCUCGAUGGCUCUAUGCUCGCUGCCAGACCUCUUGUCCUCUCCCUCACUGAACUGGAUGAGCCCUUCUUCCAGAACCUCACUGAGCACAAGUUCAAGGCUCUGCAGACUCUCUUCUUCCGCUCCCGCUACAUCGUUUGGGCCAACCACGGUGCCAACGGUGCCAACCCUUACGCCAACGUUAUGAAGGGUGUUGUCCGCUGCUUGAUUGUUGAAAUUCCUCACUUGCACGGCCAGAUGUUCAACAUCGAGGGCCGCCUCAAGCCUGAGCAGCACGCCCAGGAGCUCGCCGAGUCUCUCCUCCGUCUUCACAUUGCUGAUGGCUGGAAGGACAAGGUCCCUGCUUACAGCCCUCUCUGGACAAGCGAGCGUGAGCUCAUGCUUGAGAACGACAAGCUCUUUGUGACUCGUUACGACCCCGAGAAGACCCUCAAUGACCACUACAACGCUCUCCGCCGCAACGUUGUUUCCAAGACUUCCACCAAGGACAACGUCAUCGCCAUCACUGCUACCAAGAACCUCCAGCAGUACCGCCUUACUCCCCACAUCAAGCCCGAGGCUGACCCUGCUGAGAGCGCCACCGUCGUUGUCAAGCACUCUGCUUCCACUGCCCUCAAGGUUGGCGACAUCGGCUGCUUCUUCCUCAGCAUUGGUACUGUUAAGGAGACUGGUGCUACCGCCCUUGUCUUCUCUGAGCACCACCAGUCCGUCGUCAUCGUCCCCAAGACUCGUCUUGUUACCGUUGAUGUCACUGAGGCCAACGAGCGUGCUCUCCUCAUGUCUGUCGCCACUCAGCUCACUGCUUCUGCCAUCCUCCAGAAGUGCAGCGCUGGUGACAAGAUUGUCCUUCACGAGCCUGCUACUGUCCUUGCCCAGCUUAUUACUGAACAGACUGCCAAGAUCGGUGCCCAGGCUGUUUUCACUACCACCGACAAGGCUACUGCUGAGGUGCAAGGCUGGAAGCAUGUUCACGCUUUCUCCGUUAGCCGUGACCUCAACCGCAUCAUCACCCCCAACACCACCCUCUUUGCCAACUUUGCUGCUACCAGCGAGGCCGGUGAUGUUGCUGACCGCCUGGUCUCUUUCUUGCCUUUCCGCGCUCGUCGCCACACUGCUGCUGAGUACUUCCCUACUCAGUCCAUUGUCUUCUCUGACACUACUGAAGAGCAGAUUGUUGGUGCUCUCAACGCUGCUAACACCAAGGCUGCUGAGGCUAAGAGCGCUGUCAACUUCGGCGCCGUUGAGCAAACCAUGAUCCACGAGCUCGCUGCCGAUAGCUCACUGGGCGCUCCUCUUACCACCAUGGACUGGACUGACUCUACUUCUUUCGAUGCCAGUGUCACCCUUGCCAUGGAAGAAGUUACUUUCCGCUCUGACCGUACCUACUUCCUCAUUGGUAUGACUGGUUCUCUCGGUCUCUCCACCGUCCAGUACAUGAUGGAGCGUGGUGCUCGUCACUUUGCUCUGUCUUCUCGUCGCCCCAACCUUGACAAGAUCUUCGUUGCUCAGGCUGAGGAGAACUUCGGUGCUGAUAUCCGCGGCUUUGCUCUCGAUAUUACCAGCCGCGCUGACCUUCACCGCGUCCACAAGGAGAUUUGCGAUAGCAUGCCUCCUAUCGCUGGUGUUGCCAACGCUGCCCUUAUCAUGCGCGAUGGUCUGUUCAUGGAGUCUACUGCUGAGACCAUGAACCAGGCUCUUGCUCCCAAGAUUGAUGGUUCCAUCUACCUUGAUGAGCUCUUCUGCAAGCCUGACCUCGACUUCUUCAUUCUCUACUCUUCCCUCGUCUACAUCACUGGUAACAUCGGUCAGACUUCUUACGCUGCCGGUAACGGUUUCAUGGUAUCUCUGUGCCAUGGCCGUCGCCAGCGCGGCCUUGUUGGCAGUGUCAUGAACUUGGGUGGUAUCAACGGUAUUGGUUACAUUACCAGAACCGACCACAACAUUCUCAGCCGUCUUGACAUUCUUGGUUACGGUAUCAUGUCCGAGCUCGACUACAAGUACUUCUUUGCCGAGUCCGUCAUGGCUGGUGGCCCUGACUCUGGCCGCGACCCUGAGGUUUCUGCCGGUCUUCGCUUCGUCAACCCCAAGACCGAGAAGUCUCCUCCCAAGUGGGUUGAGGAUCCCAAGUUCAACCACUACGUUCUCGACCGCAGCGGCCGUGACAGUGGUGAGAAGGGUGGCGACGGUGCCUUGUCCACCAAGGCCCAGCUUCUCGAAGCCGCCACUCCCAAGGACGCCUUCAACAUCAUUCUCGGUGCCCUCAUGGUCAUGCUUGCUAAGAAGCUUGAUCUUCCCCCCACUGAGAGCAUCCACUCCGAUGUUGCUAUUGUUGAGAUGGGUGUCGACUCUCUUGUCGCUGUCGACAUGAGAUCCUGGUUUAGCAACCAGUUCGACCACGACAUCCCUAUCAUCAAGAUUCUUGGUGGUGCUACUCUCGCUGACCUGGUUGAGGACACCGUUGACAACUUGUCUGCCGACAUUUGCCCCAACUUGGCCGGCGCUGCCCCCGAAGAGGCUGCUGAGCCUGCUGCCGCUGAGGCCGAGGUCCCCAACGACAACGAGUCCCCUACCUACAUUGUUGAGGAUGAAGGUGACUCUACCGACUCCGACACUCCCGAUGAUGCUACCAUCUCCACCGAUCUUGAUGAGCCCGCUGAGCCUUCCUCUUCCCAGAAGCCUCAGGUCCAGACUCAGUCAAAGGCCGUUGAGAAGGCUGUUGUCGCCGCUCAGCCGGCCGUCCCUGCUCUCAAGUUCGUCCGCACCGCCAAGAUGACCCAUGGUUGCUCUCGCUUCUGGUUCCUCCGCCAGUACCUCGAGGAGCCUAACUGCUUCAACGUUCUAGUCCAGAGCCGCCUUUCCGGCAACGUUGAUGUCACUCGUGUUCAGGAAGCCGUCCGCAAGGUCGGUCUUCGCCACGAAUCCCUCCGCACUGCCUACUACUCUGAUGACAAGGGCAAUGCCAUGAUGGGUGUCUUGUCUGACUCCCUCCUUCGCCUUGAGCUCCAGAAUGCUUCCAGCGAGGCUGAGGCCAAGGAAGCUUUCAAGAAGCUCUCCGCCCACGACUUUGACAUUGAGCGUGGUGAGGUUAUCCGCGUCCGUCUUGUCACUCUCGCCCCCAACGACCACAUCAUCAUGUUCGCUGUCCACCACAUUGCCAUGGACGGCUUCUCCUUCAACUUGAUGCUGCGCGACCUCGACAUGCUCUACCAGGGCAAGCCUGUUCCUCAGAUCCCUCUGCAGUUCACCGACUUCGCUAUCCAGCAGCGCAAGGACAUUGAGGCUGGCCGCAUGCGUAGCGAUGUAACAUUCUGGAAGAAGGCCUUUGCUUCUCUUCCUGAUCCUCUUCCCCUCUUCCCUCUUGCUGAUGUUGGCGCUCGCAACGCCCUCGUCAAGUACGAGCAUGAGGAAGUUGAGCUUGUUCUUGACAACGCUACCUCCAAGCAGAUCCGCGAGCUCUGCCGCAAGAACCGCUGCACUGCCUUCCACUUCUUCCUGGCCUCUUUCCAGGUCUUCCUCUCCCGAUGGUUGUCUGUCGAUGACUUCUGCAUUGGUAUCGCUGAUGCCAACCGCAAGGAUCUCAAGACUCUCUCCACUGUCGGUUUCCUCCUUAACCUGAUCCCUCUCCGCUUCGGUGCUCUGCCUAAGAAGGCUUCCUUCGCUACCGUUUUGGCUGCCGCCAAGCAGAACGCCUACAGCGCUCUCUCUCACUCCGCUCUUCCCUUCGAUCUCCUCCUCGAGGAGCUCAACAUGCCCCGCUCUUCUUCUCACAGCCCUCUCUUCCAGGCCUUCCUCGACUACCGCCAGCUUGCUGUCAAGACCCCUCCUCUGUUGCAGUCCAAGGCCGAGGGUGAGAGCAACUUCGGUGCCACCGCCUACGAUGUCGUCCUCGAUGUCACUGAUGUUGCCUCUGCUGAUCUGACCAUCAAGUGGCAGACUCAGAAGUCGCUCUACUCUAAGCGCCACACCGAGACCAUGAUGAACAGCUACAUGCACCUCAUCCGCCAGUUCAUCAAGGACUUCUCCGCCCCCGUCGACGGUGUCACCCUCUACCGCCCUGAGGACAUCAAGUCCGCUGUUGACCUUGGACGCGGCCCUCAGUUUGACUCUGAGUGGACCGAGACCCUCUCCCAGAAGGUCGACCAGGUCUCUGCCCAGUUCCCUCAGGACAUUGCCCUUCGUGAUGGUCUCGGCAACGAGCUUACCUACGCUGCCAUGAACCGCACCAUCGACCAGAUCUCUGAGGAGCUCGUCAACGCCAACGUCAAGGCUGGCGACAAGGUUGGAAUCUUCCAGCAGCCCGGUGCUCCUUGGAUCUGCUCUCUCCUCGCUACCUGGAGAUCUGGCGCCGUCUACGUCCCUCUCGACCCCCGCAACGGUCUCGCCCGUCUCGGCGCUACCGCUUCGGUUGUUGAGCCCGCCGCCAUCAUCUGCGACGACUCUGUUGCCAAGGAUGUCAGCGACAUCUCCUCCACCGCCCAGGUGAUCAACGUUGACCAGGUCCGCAAGGCUAACGCCACUGUCACCCGCCGCCCUAACCUCGCCACUCGCGAUGGUUCCGCCAUCAUCGUUUCCUCCUCUGGAUCCACUGGUGUCCCCAAGUGCAUUGAGGUCCGCCACAACAGCUUGCUCAACCUUUUCGAGGGUGACAGCAAGAACUGGACCCUCGGCCGCCCCAACGCUCUCCAGCAGUCCGCAUACUCCUUUGAUAUCUCCAUGGAUCAGAUCUUCACUGGUCUCGUCAACGGUGGUACCCUCUACGUUGCUUCCGAAGAGCAGCGCUCUCACCCUGAGGGCAUUGCCAACAUCAUUGCCAACAACAACAUCACCUACACCAUGGCUACCCCCUCCGAAUACUCCAACUGGAUCAACUACGCCGCUCCCACCAUGUCCAAGGGCACCAGCUGGCGCCUGGCCAACAUUGGUGGUGAAGGCUGGAACAGCACCCUCCGCGACUCCUUCGCUACCCUCAACCUCCCCAACCUCAAGAUCCAAAACUGCUACGGCCCUGCCGAGAGCUCCGUUUGGACCACCCGCCUCAACAUUGAGUACCCUGCCGAGACCACUCUGAUCCCCGCUGGUCCCGCGCUUGCCAACUACUCCCUCUACAUUCUGGAUAACCAGUCCAACGUCGUCCCUGCUGGUGUUACCGGUGAGAUUCUCAUCGGCGGUGCUGGUACCGCUGUCGGCUACUACAAGAACACUGAGCUUACCCAGGAGAAGUUCAUUCUCGACAAGAACGCCUCUCCCGCUCACGUUGCCAAGGGAUGGAACCGCGCCUACCGUACUGGUGACAAGGGUUAUCUGAUGGAUAACGGAAACCUUGUUGUCCAGGGCCGUAUUACCGGUGACACCCAGAUCAAGCUUCGUGGUUUCCGCAUUGAGCUUGAAGAUAUCGAGAACACCAUCACUCGCGCUUCCGACGGCGUUCUUACCCGCGUCGUCGCCAGUGUCCGUGGUGAAGGCCAGUCUAGCUUCCUCGCUGCCUUUGCCGAGUUUGCUGAAGGCUUCCCUGCUGAGAAGCAGCAAGCUUACCUCAACAAGCUCCUCUCCACCGUCCCUCUUCCCCAGUACAUGAAGCCCAACAUGAUGCUUCCUGUCGACCGCAUCCCCUUGAACUCUCACAACAAGGUCAACCGCCUUGUUAUCGCUACCUUCCCCGUCCACUCCGAAUCCUCUACCGAGGAGACCGAUUCCACUGAGCGCACUGCUACCGAGGAUACUGUCUGGAAGCUUUGGAAGGAGAUCUUGCCUGAGUCUGUCAUGCGCAAUGCUUCCGCCAACGCCAACAGCGACUUCUUCCAGCUCGGUGGUAACUCUCUCCUCACUGUUAGACUCCAGGCCCGCAUCCGCGACAGCUUUGGUCUCUUCAUCCCUCUUGUCCGCAUCAUCGAGUCCAGCACCCUCUCCCGCCUGGCUUCCACCCUCGAUGCCCUCAUGUCCGACACUGAGAUCGACUGGGAGGCUGAGACUGCUAUCCCCAGCGACAUGAUCAGCAUGUCCACCAAGCAUUCCAGCACUCCUACCAAGACCUCCAAUCUCACUGUUGUCCUUACCGGUGCCUCUGGCUUCAUUGGCCGUCACAUCCUCCAGCGCCUGAUUGCCGACAAGAACGUCACUCGCAUCCACUGCGUAGCCCACCGCGAUCUUCCCGCUGAGCUCCCCACCCGCCAGAAGCUCAACGCCGUUCUCAACGCCACCUCUAAGGUUACUGUCCACGGCGGUGACCUUGAGGCUCCUCUCCUCGGUCUCUCUGAGGCUGAAUUCGCCAACCUUGCCGGAGAAGCCGACUUGAUCAUCCACAGCGGUGCUAACCGCUCUUUCUGGACUGCCUACGAAUCUGUUCGUGCCGCCAACGUUCAGUCCACCAAGGAACUUGCCCGUCUCGCUGCCGUCGCCCUCCGCGAUCACAAGCGCGUUGUUCCUUUCCACUUCCUCUCUGGUUCUGAAGCCCUUGCUUCUGACCCCGAGAACGACGGAUCCAACGGUUACGUUGCUUCCAAGUGGGCCAGUGAGCGCUUCCUCGAGAAGUUCUCCAAGCACUUCGCUCUCCCCGUCCACAUGCACCGUCAGCUCCCAGUUCCCGGCGGCCGCGAGGCUGUCGACCAGGAACUCGAUGACAUCCUCCAGGAGUUUGUCGAUGUUGCCGCCAGAAUGCCUGAGCUCCCCGACUCCAACGCCUGGCGCGGUCACUACGACCUCAUCCCUGCCGACCGUCUUGCUGAAGACGUGAUCGACCAGGCCAUGGGUGGUCUCAAGACCAACGAUGACACCACCCACCAGCACUCUCACUACAGCUCCGUCCGCAUGGACAUUGCCAAGGUCCUCAAGCGUCUCGAGACCAUUCCUGAGUACACUGACAGCGACCGCCCCAGAAUCCCCGCUCACGUCUGGAUUGGCAAGGCUAAGAUUGAGGGUUUCCGCUACCAGUUCAGCACCAUGGCUAUGUCUCUCACUGACGGUGAAGGCAAGUCCAUGGCCAUGCUGACGCGAUAAAUAACCAGUCCGGUCAUUUAUGCUCGCACUUUCUCUACUUUUGUACAUUGCUUUUACGUGGAGUUUUUGCCUUUUACAUUUGGGUCUUUUCAUUUCACUCAUCUAUAUUUCUCUUACCAGAUUGGUCUUGGUCAUGUGGCGUGGCCGUUUCCUCUUUUCGGUUUUUUUCCUUGGCUCUUUCAUGUUAUAGACGCUUACAUGCUCUGAUGCGCUUUGCAUUGCGAUGAUUUUUCUGAUUUUGAUUUGGACUUGAGCAUAAAUUGCUCAAAAAGCUUCUUCUUUCCUUUGUCUCCCAUAGAAUAUUAGGUAUCAAAUAAGUGGCAUAUUUUGAUUCCAAUCUUUUUGUUCUCUUUCGCUCGUGUCUGUGAUUGUUCUUUGCAAAUGAACUGUACUGUACUUGUUUCUUGUUUCUUUUGCUUGUCUCAAGAUUCAAUGAAAACUUUUUCAUUGCAAGCAAAUUGUAAAUUUGCCUUGCAAGUAAAAAUGUCGAAUCGACAAAGACUCUUUGGUGUAGGAGGUGUUUGUGUAAGAGUUAGACCGGGGCUGUCUAUGGUAAAUCGAGAAACGGUGAGAUUGUAUCCUGAAUGUGUUAAUAUGUGGCUGUUAAUUGGCGAUUGUUAGUAAACUUUCUCCCUAUAUUUCCUAUAAGUAUAGAAGAGCUGGUGGUAGGGUGAAGUUGUAUGACUUAUAAACGGUGUAAGAGAGCAGUGGAAUGCUAUCACCGAGCAUAGUCUACCAACGAUGGGGAGAAGAAAACGGUAUUGUAAUGAAAAGUGUAAAGAAAGAGGAGAGAAGAUACCGUGACAUUAUAUAUCUGGCACAAAGUUCCACCCAUGAAAAGUUUUUCUUUGUUUUUGUUUGCAAAUUUUCGCUGCUGCCUCCGCGGCACGGCCGAGCGCGGGAUUCAGGAUCGGGAUUACGGUGUUUCCGG
Molecule: messenger RNA, 13705 nt
Organism: [Torrubiella] hemipterigena
Lineage: Eukaryota; Fungi; Ascomycota; Sordariomycetes; Hypocreales; Clavicipitaceae
Source: the annotation of a GenBank genome assembly